Messenger RNA from Brenthis ino (lesser marbled fritillary), 246 nucleotides. The record is from the annotation of a GenBank genome assembly. NCBI's taxonomy places the organism in Eukaryota, Metazoa, Arthropoda, Insecta, Lepidoptera, Nymphalidae.
AUGUUAGCGACAGCGUUCGCGGUGUCGUGUAUGACGGCGCAGGCGGCGGCGCUGGCGCCGAGCGCGGCGCGCGGCGCGGCGCUGGGCACGCUGCGCUCGCUGGGCGCGCUCGCCCGCGCCGCCGGCCCGCUGCUCGCCUCCACUGUGUACUGGUGUUCGGGCGCGGCUACAACAUAUACAAUUGGUUCAAUCAUAUUAAUACUGCCAGCUUUUAUGCUAUUCCGACUGAAACACAAAAUGAACAAA